Molecule: messenger RNA, 842 nt
Organism: Arachis ipaensis
Lineage: Eukaryota; Viridiplantae; Streptophyta; Magnoliopsida; Fabales; Fabaceae
Product: large ribosomal subunit protein eL20
Biological process (GO): translation
Cellular component (GO): ribosome
Molecular function (GO): structural constituent of ribosome
Source: RefSeq, a predicted model, not a curated record
AGCUCCGAGUCAAUGUGUUCUGAAUUAGGGUUUCUUGGCGCCUCAUAUAUAAAAAGCCGAAACUAAAACCCCCUUGUUCCUUCGUCUUCCUCACACCACAGCCAGAAAGAGAGUUUCUCGCGUUCAUCACGUACUCUCAGAAAUGGUUACCUUCAGGUUCCACCAAUACCAGGUCGUCGGGAGGGCUCUCCCUACUGAGUCAGAUCAGCACCCUAAGAUUUACCGCAUGAAGCUCUGGGCUACCAAUGAGGUUCGCGCAAAGUCCAAGUUCUGGUAUUUUCUGAGGAAGCUCAAGAAAGUUAAGAAGAGCAAUGGUCAGGUCCUUGCCAUCAAUGAGAUUUUUGAGAAGAACCCAACCAAGAUCAACAACUAUGGUAUCUGGUUGCGCUAUCAAAGUCGGACAGGGUACCACAAUAUGUAUAAGGAGUAUCGUGACACCACUCUAAAUGGUGCUGUUGAGGCGAUGUACAAUGAGAUGGCUUCUCGCCACAGGGUUAGGUUCCCCUGCAUUCAAAUUAUCAAGACUGCCACCAUUCCAGCUAAGCUUUGCAAGAGGGAGAGCACCAAACAAUUCCACAACUCCAAGAUUAAGUUCCCAUUGGUCUUCAAGAAGAUUAGGCCACCAACAAGGAAGCUAAAGACCACAUACAAGGCCAAGAAGCCUAACUUGUUUAUGUAAUGUGGGUGACAAACGAGUUUACAAACUAUUCUAGUAUUUUAUUACCAGAUUUUGUUUAAGAAGAUUUAAAACUAUUGUUGGAUUCAAAUCUUUUAUGUUAUUUUGUUGGACGUGAUCUUUUUUGAUUAUUGAGUAGAAUCAAGCAAGUAUAUAUUGCUGUCUA